AUGGCCGAGACCCUCUUCCGCUACGCUCAGCGCGAGAGGCUCUUCUCCGACAACCCAAUGGUCUGGAACGGUGUGGCUUUGAGGCUGGCAAAGGGCAGCUUCGUCUGUGCACCACAACACGACCCCCGACUCCAGCCCUGGGUCCAGGCUUUGGCCAUCCUCAAUGUCACCGCCACCGUCACUCUCACCUCGACAGUCGUCGCUGGUAUCCUCUCUGGUCUCUCGGAGAAUGCCGAAGAGGUCGCUCUCACUCCCGAGGACCGUAUCCAGGUCCUCGACAACAUCGAGGAGCUGGCCAACGCCAAGAAGGCUCAAGGUGCUGCCUUUGUCCGAACAGAGGGUCGCCUGCUCGUUUGGACCGACAAGGUCGAGGAGUUGAUGACCGUCGCCAAGGAGAUCGAGUCCAAGAUGGUACGAUACGUCUGGCAGCAGGCCACCGGCACCGUCCUUCCCGCGGCUGCCAUCGGAGCCGACGGCGCCGUCACUCGCGGUGACUUUGCCAAAGUCCCCGAAGAGGGCGUACGAACCGCAAAAGGCGGCGAGAGACUUGUCACCACUAAGGUCUUCAACGAGAAGAGCGGAGACGUCGAAGCUCUCGAGACCCACCAGGAGCGCGACACCGUCGUCAUUGCAUCAGUCUUGCACGGCUUGGCCAUUGCGCUAGACAUGCUCCUCUGCUCGCUCGUUCUUCGUCAGUUGAUCAUUCAAACUGCCGUUGAUGGAACCUACCUUCGAUUGGCCAUUGCUGCUUGCAUUCCCGGUCUCUUCAUCGUCAUCCUCUUCUUCGCCGACAACAUCGUUGGUAGCCUUUGCAUGCUUUUCGGUCCUAUCAGACAGAUGAAUGUCAACUCCAGGUAUUACUCAAGCGUUGCGCCCGAGCGCAUGCGAGGCGCGCUUCCUCACGUUACCAUCCAGAUGCCCGUGUACAAGGAGUCUCUCGAGACCGUCUUGGCUCCCACCAUUGAAUCCCUCAACAAGGCUAUCCAGACAUACGAGCUCCAGGGAGGAUCUGCUUCCAUUCUCGUGUCCGAGGACGGUCUUCUCCUCGUCGACGAAGAGGAGCGCAACAAGCGCCUGGACUUCUACGACCUGCACCACGUCGCCUGGGUCGCUCGCCCUGGACACAACGUCGACGGCUUCGAGCGAAGGGGUCGAUUCAAGAAGGCCUCUAACCUCAACUUCACUUGUGCCGUCUCUCUUGCUGUUGAGAAGAUUCUUGCCGAACGUCGACCCACCUCCGGAGAGGAGCUUGACAACUGGUCCUACGCCGAUGAGUGCGCACUCUACGACGAGGCUCUCGCCGAGGCCCUCGCCCAGGCUCACCCUCUGGCCCGAGCCUCUGGCAACAUCCGCAUUGGCGAGCUCGUCCUGCUCAUCGACUGUGACACCCGUGUCCCCGAGGACUGCUUCCUCGAUGCCGCCUCCGAAAUGACCCAGUGCCCCGAAGUCGCCAUCCUGCAGCACUGCUCCGGCGUCAUGCUGGUCACUGAGAACAACUACUUCGAAAGGGGCAUAGGCUUCUUUACGCGCAACGUAAACUUCUCGAUCUCGUACUGCGUUGCGAACGGUGACACUGCCCCCUUCAUGGGUCACAAUGCCUUCCUGAGGUGGUCCGCGAUGCAGGAAGUCGCCGCACCUGACCCAGACACCGGUGUCAAGACCAUCUGGGCUGAAUGGACCGUCUCGGAGGACUUUGAGAUCUCGAUGCGAUUGCUGAUGGCUGGUUACAUCACCCGAUGGGCUACCUACUCGAACAACGAGUUCCUCGAGGGUGUGUCGCUCACGGCCCAGGACGAACUCAACCGAUGGCAGAAGUACGCCUUUGGUGUGUCUGAGCUUCUCCUCCACCCCUUGUACAAGUGGUUCCGCCGAGGACCCAUCACCGGUCUCUUCAGGAAGUACGUCUGGGCCAGCCAGAUUCCUACCCACGCCAAAUUCGGAAGCAUCUCCUACAUGUUCUCGUACUACGCCAUCGCAGUCGCUUUGCCUCUUACCGUCACUCUCGUCCUGCUACAAGCCUGGUCUGCCCCAACGCUGGAUCAUGCCUUCUUGCAGCCAUUCAGGGUCUGGAUUGCCGUCAUCGUCGUCUUCUCUGGUCUGGGUAAUCUUUCCUACAUGAUUUCCAAAUACCGAGCGCGAGGAAUCAGCUUCAUCACCAGCUUGAAGGAGCACGUCGCUUGGCUCUUCUUCAUGCUCGUCUUCUUCAGUGGUCUCUCCUACCACGUCUCCACCGCUCUUGUGGCCCACCUCGUGUCGUACAACAUGACCUGGGGCUCAACGAUCAAGGAUCUCGAGGACUCGAACUUCUUCCGAGAGAUUCCCGCCAUCUUCAAGAAGAACUGGGGCAUGCUCCUCAUCAGUGUGCUCAUCCUUGGCGGCACCGGUGUCAUCUUCACAGACGUUCUGCCAAUCGAGUGGCAGGGCCACGGAGGCUUCUUCGUCUACUGGCCAAUGGUCCUAAUCGCUUCGGGACACAUUCUCUACCACAUGGUCCUCAACCCUCAGCUUCUGCGAUUCUCCUUCUAA
This is a messenger RNA of Microstroma glucosiphilum, 2526 nucleotides long. RefSeq lists its product as hypothetical. Lineage: Eukaryota; Fungi; Basidiomycota; Exobasidiomycetes; Microstromatales; Microstromataceae. The record is from RefSeq and is a predicted model, not a curated record. The transcript has 2 exons. The coding region runs from base 1 to 2526 and encodes 841 amino acids.